AUGGGUUUCUGGGACACCAUAACCGACCUCGUCGAGGCCGCCACGCCUUGGGCGACGGCCGACGCCGAGGCUCCCGCGAGAGAAUCGACCGAGGAGACCACUGCCGAGUCCACCAAGGAGGAAGCCAGCACAGAGGCCCAGGCCGCCGCCGAGGAGGAGCCUGCUGCCGAGGAGGAGGAAGAAGAAGAGGAGGAAGAGGAGGAGGAGGUCGUUGACCCCAAGGAACAGCUGGAGGAAGAGUGCCGGAAUUCCAAACAAUGCGCCCCUGCGAAGCACCACUUCGAUGAGUGCGUCGAGCGCGUCACCAACCAGCAGGCCGAGGGCGGUGCGAAGGAGGACUGCGUUGAGGAGUUCUUCCACCUCGCCCACUGCGCGACCCAGUGCGCCGCCCCCAAGCUUUGGUCCAUCCUCAAAUAA
Molecule: messenger RNA, 417 nt
Organism: Chaetomium strumarium
Lineage: Eukaryota; Fungi; Ascomycota; Sordariomycetes; Sordariales; Chaetomiaceae
Product: ubiquinol-cytochrome C reductase hinge protein-domain-containing protein
Exons: 4
Coding region: 1-417 (138 amino acids)
Biological process (GO): mitochondrial electron transport, ubiquinol to cytochrome c
Source: RefSeq, a predicted model, not a curated record